Messenger RNA from Daktulosphaira vitifoliae (grape phylloxera), 2042 nucleotides. RefSeq lists its product as uncharacterized. The record is from RefSeq and is a predicted model, not a curated record. Bases 139 to 1914 code for a protein of 591 amino acids. NCBI's taxonomy places the organism in Eukaryota, Metazoa, Arthropoda, Insecta, Hemiptera, Phylloxeridae. The transcript has 2 exons.
AAAAAACUUACUCCCAUUCCUGUUUAUUGGUAUUUUGACAAUAUUUUACUGGAUUCAAUCCAACAUCCAAGAAUAAUAUAAAUACUAAAAGAUCAUACAUUCAAUUGUUAAUUGUUCAUUGGGCAAGGCAGAGUCAACAUGGCAUCAGCAACCAUGAUAAAAUCAGCUUUUCUAGGUCUCCUAGUCAUCUCGUCCGUUUUAGCGGAUGUUCAAGUAUCUGACAACAAUAAUUCUGCAGAACGCAAAGACGUAAAAACUAGAAGUUUUGAUUCUGCCUUCCCUUUAUCUAAUGCUGGUGCAUUCGCAUUCGGAACAAGAUUAGCCGUUCCACCACCUUCAGCCCCAUUCUUCAGCUCUUACUCAACAACUGCUGCACCAUUAGCUUACAACAGUGUAGUCUCAACUACCGCUGCUCCUCUUCUUCACGAUGAAGCCUUUGUCAGCACUACUGCUGCUCCAGCUUUGGUAUCCAGCACCCCAGCACCAAUUUUCCCUGGUUCCUUCAUUAGCUCUUCCACACCAGAACCAGUUUUGUUGAACAGGUCACCAGCUUUUGCUACAUCAUACAGUCAUUUGUAUGGUGGAUCUUAUGGCCCAUCAUUUAUUGGUUCUUCUACAAUUGCACCAGCUUUCGUUUCAACUACUGCUGUUCCCGCUUUGGCUAUUGACCAGGCUGCCAUUGUUAAAUCCGAAGAAGCUGUUGAAGUCAAUGCUGCUGCCGUUGUUGCUCAUGCUCCAGCUCCACACCACGAAGUACACAUAACCAAAGAAGUACCAGUGCCAUACUAUGUCCAAGUUGAAAAGAAAGUACCAUACCCCGUACUUAUCCGCGUACCACACCCUUACCCAGUAACUAUUGAAAAACACGUUCCAUACGCCGUUAAAGUCAAUGUAGAUCGUCCAAUCCACGUUCCACAACCAUAUCCAGUAGAAAUUGAAAAGAGAGUGCCAUACCCAGUUGAAAAACCAGUACCAUAUGAAGUCAAAGUCCCAGUUGACAGACCAUACCCCGUUCACGUUCCAGUUGAAAAACCAGUUCCUUAUGCCGUUGAGAAACCCGUGCCAUACCCAGUACGUGUAAAUGUUGACAGACCAUACCCAGUAGAAAAACCAGUACCAUACCCAGUUCCAGUCGAAAAACGCGUGCCAUAUCCAGUAGAAAAACUUGUACCAUACCCAGUAGACAAACCAGUGCCAUACCCAGUCGAAAAAGCUGUUCCAUACCCAGUUAAAUAUGAAGUCCCAGUCAAAGUUCCAGUUCCAGUAGAAGUUAAAGUUCCAUAUGCAGUUGACAGGCCAGUACCUUAUGCAGUAGAAAAGAAAGUGCCAUACCCAGUUUCAGUUCCAGUUGAAGUUAAGGUACCUGUGCCUGUUCAAGCCCCAGUUCAGCGUUUUGCCACCGUUCACUACUACCAACAAGAUCCAGCCGUUUUAGGUACUAUUGAAGGCGUUAACUACGGAUUAGCCGGAUACAAAACAAUUGCACCAGGUGCUUCAUUUUACGGUUCUGGCCUUUACAACUCAGGUUUAGCCGGAUAUAAAGCAAUUGCACCAGGUACUUCAUUUUAUAGUUCCGGUCUUCACAACUCCGGUUUAUUUGGAUUGAACGGAGUACAAAAGAAUAGCUUAAUCGGAUCACAAGCUCUAUUCGGUUCCUCUACACCUAUCCCAUUCUUGGGCUCAUCUACCCCAGCUCCUUUUGCUGAUUUUGGUUCCUCCACGCCUUUCCCAUUCUUGGGAUCAUCUACCCCAGCUUCUUUAGCUAAUUUUAAUGGAGUAAACGACAACACUGAUGUAAAUCUCUCAAAUAACCAAGAGACUGUAAACAUCGGAGGAUCAGUUAAAUCCGAUGAAGGACAAAAGGUUGAAAACUCAUCUGAUGAAGUUUCUGUUAACAGCGCAGAACAUAAAUAAACAAUUUUUUUCCAAAAACUAUUUUUUUAUAAUUCUUAAACACCACAGACUUAUGUAAAAAUAUCUAUUUUUUAAUUCUCAAUUUAAGUAAAAAAGUAAAUUUUUUUAAUAUAUUAAUUUACACUUAA